Gossypium arboreum is the source of this 963-nucleotide messenger RNA. RefSeq names its product ethylene-responsive transcription factor ERF017-like. Gene Ontology annotation, biological process: regulation of DNA-templated transcription. Gene Ontology annotation, molecular function: DNA-binding transcription factor activity; DNA binding. Lineage: Eukaryota; Viridiplantae; Streptophyta; Magnoliopsida; Malvales; Malvaceae. The transcript has a single exon. The record is from RefSeq and is a predicted model, not a curated record. The coding region runs from base 320 to 928 and encodes 202 amino acids.
UACAAGGCCCACGUGGUGGAAAACAUAUCUCGCCCCUCCCCCCCUAGCAACGUGAAAGUCCUUUAAUGAGAUGGCGUUCCUUAUUACCACUUUACGGCUACGAAAAUCCAAAUCAUACGCGCCUCACUUAUGUUUGACUGAACACUCUCCGGUCAGAUUAUUAUCCAUCAACUUCACUUCAUCCCUAACCUUCUGCCACUCCAUAUAUAUAUAUAUAUAAAGAAGCCGCAAAUUCCCAUAUUUGUUCUCAAGGCAAAAUAAAAAAAACAAAAAAAAAAUCAUUAAAUAUCACUUUACUUUAAAACUGGAGGACACAACAAUGGUGAAACAAAACACGGGCCGGAAGCCCGAAUCGGAGCGACCCGAUUCGAGGUUCAAGGGUGCUCGGAAGAGGAAAUGGGGGAAAUGGGUAUCGGAAAUCAGGUUGCCGAACAGUCGUGAAAGGAUUUGGUUGGGAUCGUACGACACAGCGGAACAAGCGGCGCGUGCAUUCGACGCGGCUCUUUUUUGCUUGCGUGGCCGUUCAGCUAAGUUCAAUUUUCCCGAUAACCCACCGGAUAUAGCCGGUGGUGGGUCAUUUACGCAUGCUGAAAUCCAAGCCGUAGCUGCCCGUUUCGCCAAUUCGGUUCCUCCGAGGACACAUGCGGAGGAGCAAUCCACGUCUGGGUUUCAAACGGAAUCCCCUUCGCCGUCGGUUUCGGUCGAGACCGUACGGGUCGACUGCGAGUUGCCGGUCGAUGAUGGGUCGUUUCUCGAUGAUUUGACAAUGGGUUCGGGUCAUUAUGAUUCGGGUUACGGGUUAUUCCCUGGAUUUGAUGAUUUUUCGAGUGAUUUUACGGGAUUAUUGUCGGUGCCUAACAUCGACUGUGAAGAAGAUGAUAAUUUGGAUUGGAAUUUAAAUUCAGAACCUUUUCUUUGGAAUUUUUAAAAAUUUAAACUUAAUUAAUGGAGUUUUUAUCCAAA